GAGAGAGAACGUGAGCUUGUAUGCGUACUUAAAAGAGAUAAAUAGUGUGAGAGUCUGUGUGUGUUUGUGCGCGAGAAAAAGAGCUGCAAUGUAAAAAAAAAAAAAAAAGAUGCACGGAUCGAGCGCGUGAAAGAAAGAAAAAGAGACCGAGAGAUACCGAGAGUGUGUGUAUGAGGGAAACGUGUGUGUGCGCGGAAAAGAGAUCCCGAGAGAGGGAGUGCGUGUGCACUGACUGAGUGAGUGAGAGAGAGAGAAAUAGAGAUAGAGAGGGGGAAUAAGUCAGCUCGCGCGGGCGCGCGCGCGCUACACAGAGAAAGAGAAACAUUGGCGUGCUAUGGCGCUCGGAAUGCGCGAGCUCCGCGUUGUCGGCACCGCGCUCGCGCCAGGUUCUUCACGAGCACGACCGCGGAAAGCGUUCAAACCGGAAAUAAGCGACAGCCGCCGGUGAGACACUGGAGAAAAAAAAAAACAACAAAAAAAUAUACAAAGGGAAACGGUGGAGUUCCGGAGAAGGAAAACAGAGACAAGGGGAGGAAACUGGAUAUAAAGUUGCCGUGACUGUUUAAAGAAACCAGGACCGAGCUAAACCGAGCGUCCCCGUCCUUAUCACUGGACUUUCCUCUGAUUUAUUUUGCUUUAUUUUUUAAUAAUAUUAUCACUUAAAGGCGCAAACAUGCCCGCAAAAACGAAGUAUAAUCUAGUAGACGACGGACACGACCUGAGAAUUCCUCUACACAACGAGGAGGCUUUCCAACACGGCAUUAAUUUCGAGGCGAAGUAUAUUGGAAGUCUGGAUGUCGCUCGACCCAACAGCCGUGUGGAAAUAGUAGCUGCCAUGAGAAGGAUUCGGUAUGAGUUUAAAGUGAAGAACAUCAAGAAGAAGAAAGUCAACAUCAUGGUCUCUGUGGAUGGAGUGAAGGUUGUGCUGCGUAAAAAGAAAAAGGUGAAAAAAGAAUGGAUGUGGGAUGAGAGCAAGAUGAUGGUGAUGCAGGACCCCAUUUACAGGAUCUUCUACGUGUCACACGAUUCACAGGAUCUUAAAAUCUUCAGUUAUAUAGCCAGAGACGGGCAGAGCAACGUGUUCAGAUGCAACGUCUUCAAAUCCAAAAAGAAGAGCCAGGCCAUGCGCAUCGUGCGGACAGUGGGUCAAGCGUUCGAGGUGUGUCACAAACUCAGCCUGCAGCACACACAGCAAAACGCAGACGGCCAAGAGGACGCUGACAGCCCCAAGACCUGCACAGACUCCGGCUUACAAGAUCGGGAGUUGACUGGGGCUGAGAAGACGCUGGCUGAGGAGACGGACAUCGACGCAGAGGAGUUGCCGCUCCCUGACAGCACAGUGGACGAGUUCAGCCGGGGCGUCACUGACCUGGACGCUGCCAAUGAAGACGAUGAUGGACUAAAGGACAAUAAGGUGUGUGAAGACGCCUCUAUCCUGCUGGCUUCGCCAAAGAUGCUGCUUCCAUCGUGCAGCGAGUUGGCAGCCAACACGCCGCUCUCCAUGCAUCACCAGCUCCAGCUUCUUCAGCAGCAGCUCAGCCAACAGCAGCAGCAGACUCAAGUGGCUGUAGCUCAGGUUCACCUGUUGAAGGAUCAGCUCUCAGCAGAAGCAGCAGCCAGGAUAGAAGCUCAGGCUCGGGUGCACCAGCUGCUGCUGCAGAAUAAAGACCUUCUGCAACAUAUCUCACUGCUGGUCAAGCAGAUCCAGGAGUUAGAGCUCAAACUGACUGGCAAUGGCUCAAUGGGAUCUCAGGACAGUCUACUGGAGAUCACUUUCCGUGCCAACGUACCCCCGGUCAUCUGCGAUGCCACGACACCGCGUCCCGAAGACAUGCUCCUGCCCCCACUCAACGACGGCACGCAACUCGCUCUGCCCCUGAGCAGUCCUUUAGGUAGGGAUCAAAGUCUGGUUAAGUUUGAGUGUUUCCGUUUUCUCCCUGGACCGCCCCAGCAGGAGCAGAGCCCCACCAUCUCCGAGGAGACAUCGCCCUUUUCCCGGGACGAGCUGCUGGGGAGCUUGGAGCUGCUCAAGUUCCGCGAGUCAGGCAUCGCUUCAGAAUACGAGUCCAACACGGACGAGAGUGACGAGCGGGACAGCUGGGGGCUGCAAGACGACAGCAGCCUGCGUCUGCUCAACGUGCUGAACCGGCACGCCCCCUCUGACUGCCUGGACGAUGAAAUCGCUGUUUAGGCUGAGGGAUGUGCUAAUGGAUAAAGCUAAGUGCGCUAACUGCUCAUCUGUGUCAAACUGCUAUACUCACAGCUGAUUCUCAGAGACUGAAUUAGGUGGGGGGUUUUGUCUCAUGUUAUGUGUCCCAAGGCCUUUAUCAGUUGCUCGGCACGAGGUAAAAGGGAAGAUUUGGAAAAAAUAGUACUUGGAGUCACGGUUCAUUUCUAGUUGGUUUUGCAUAAUGUGACAACCUAUACACAAAAUACCAUAGUAUAAAAUGUACCUUGUAAAUAAUAGAAAGGAGGAGAAAAUGAGAGGAGAGAAAUAUACUGGUUUGUUAAUGUCA
Molecule: messenger RNA, 2516 nt
Organism: Silurus meridionalis
Lineage: Eukaryota; Metazoa; Chordata; Actinopteri; Siluriformes; Siluridae
Gene: nos1apa
Product: nitric oxide synthase 1 (neuronal) adaptor protein a
Exons: 10
Coding region: 674-2191 (505 amino acids)
Molecular function (GO): nitric-oxide synthase binding
Source: RefSeq, a predicted model, not a curated record